CGGCUUGUAGUUGUGGCCCAAACAAGCCAAGCGUCAAAGCGUGCGUGCGCGGUGGUGCGUGCUGUUGCGGCAACUUUAUACACUUGACAUCGAGUGUUUUAAGAUGGCGGACAAUAACGAGAAGCUGCUGGCUGAACUUUUGAAAAAGCCUGGAAAUAACGCCUGCGCCGAUUGCGGAGCCAAAAAUCCAGAAUGGGCUUCUUACAAUAUAGGAAUAUUUGUAUGCACACGAUGCGCUGGAGUGCACCGUUCGAUGGGGGCACACAUUUCAAAAGUUAAACAUUUAAAACUUGACAAGUGGGAAGACUCCCAAGUAAAUCGAGUAAGAGAAGUAGGAAAUGCAGCAGCGAGAUUGCAUUAUGAAGAAAGAGUCCCACCAUGCUAUCGAAGACCAAAUCAAGAUUCACCUCAGGUGUUAAUAGAACAAUGGAUUAGAGCAAAGUAUCAACGAGAAGAAUUUUGUCAUCCAGAGAGACAAAAUCAUUAUGUUUCAGGUUUUAUGGAAGGAUUUCUAAUGAAGCGUGGUAAAGAAGAUGCUAGAUAUCAGCCGCGAAAGUUUGUGCUAAGUGAGGCAGAUGAUACCUUAAAGUAUUAUGUUAAGGAAAAUAAGGAACCAAAAGCAGUAUUGAGGAUAUCAGAAUUAAACGUAUCCUUUGCUCCUCCUAAAACGGGGAAUCAAAAUAGUCUUCAAAUUUCAUUUAUGAAAGAUGGAACGACUCGACAUAUAUAUGUCUAUCACGAAGACCCUGAAAUUAUUACAAACUGGUACUUAGCUAUCAGAUGUGCAAAAUUACAUCGAUUGCAAGUUGCUUAUCCAGGUGCAAGUGAAUCAGAAUUACUUUGUCAGUUGUCAAAAGAUUUUCCGCGAGAAGGCUUCCUAUGGAAAACAGGACCACGACAAUCUGAUUCGUAUAAGAAAAGAUGGUUUACAUUAGAUGGUCGUAAAUUAAUGUAUCAUGAUGAUCCAAUGGAUGCUCAUCCUAAAGGAGAAAUAUUUUUGGGACACACUUCUGAGGGCUAUGCUGUCAAGAUGGGAGUACCUCCAGGUUUUCGUGAUCAAUGGUUUUCUUUUACUCUUGAAACCCCUGAUCGAAAUUAUUUACUUUCUGCUCAAAGUGAAGAUGACAGAGCCCAAUGGAUGAACGUUUUCCAAAAAGUUAUAGAUAAACCUUUGACACCACAAGAUGCAAAUGUGGCAGCACGUCUUGUAAGAAAGCGUACCACAAGUGGUUCAAUAAAUAUAUUUUCAUCGUCAAGGUAGGGCUGGGCCUUAUCUAGGUAGGCAACAAAAAUAAUUAACUAAGCAUCGUUCUAUUCAAUUAAAUGAUAAAUUAUAAGAUAGAAAAACAAAUUUUUAUAAAGAUGAUAUUAGAAAAUUUUGAUGAAACUGAAGUAAGCUGUUUGAAUUUUUUUAAAACGCACAAAUUAUUGGGAACUUUUUGCAUAUACACCAAGCAAUAUUCUCAAAUAUUAAAUACUUACAUAAUGCAGAUGUUAAAUUUGCAAUAUUUAAUAUUCAACAAGUUUUAAUUCACCGCUAAUACUUCAGUAUUUUGUAACUCUUUUAAAUGUAAAUUGUUAGAGUAUUGACUAAAUACUCAAAUUGUGCACAAGAGGUCUCAAAAAAUAUUUGAUGACAUUAGGCUGAGAUUAAGAAAUUUUAAUCAACCAUAUAUACAUUUUUACAUAAUAUUACUUGAAUUAAUUCAGGAAACCAUUUUGGAAUAUUUAUUCUGGUAAUACUCUUCCUUCUGGCGUUUAUUUUUUUUUUUUGUUAUUGCAAACAUAGCUGAUGUAACAUACAUAUUUUUCAUGAGCAAUAAUAAUAAACGCCGCUUUAGCGAUAGAUCUUUGAUGUGAAUUUUUGUGCUAAGUACUGAAAUGUCCUUAUGAGGCUUGGCAGGGAAAAUAGACGAUACUCUUUAGCACGAUUUAAAAUAUAGUUGACUGUAAUAGUCGCCACAUGCAAAUAUCCGUGAAUGAUGUUGUAUAUUAAUAAUUAUUUCAAAAGUGCAAGCAUAUUAUUCUAAAACAAAUGGUAAAGAAAAAUAUCUCAGUCCUGUUGCAAGAUUAUUCUUGUAAGAACUAUUAAAGUUGUAAAUCAACAACUAUACUAAUUCAGUCAAAAUAAGAGUUCUGAGUAAUAAUGAAAAAGGUAUAGAGUGAGAGAAUUAAAAAAAAUGCGAUUUGCCUGGAGAUUGUUUAGUGUCAAAGUGUGACAAAAGCCUAUAUAUUUAUAAUCCAAAGAAAAAGAACAUAUAUUUUAAUUAAUUGACUAUAAGGAUUUUUUUACAUUCUUAUUGCACUGUAGCAUUGCGUGCGAGCAAAUAAAUUUAUAACUUGCCGACUGAAUUUUCAAAAUGCAUAUGAAUUAUGAAUUUUCCAACGUAGCAUAAGAAUAAAAAUCUUAUUUUAACUACCAAUUAACAAAAUAUCCUGAGAUAUCAGUUUAUGAAAAUACAUAAUUGUACAUACAAUAUUACGUUCUUAUAUUUUAAAUCUUUUAUAUAUCACAUACUGUAUAUCAGCUUUACUGAAUGCUCACAAACGAAAUCUUGUACACAUCAAUACAUUGAUGAGCACAACUACAUUUUUGCAUACUUAUGGAUUUUGAUCAUAUAUUUUAUCAAUAAAAAUACGUUGUACGCCAAUUUAUGCACUGAAAA
Nasonia vitripennis (jewel wasp) is the source of this 2666-nucleotide messenger RNA. RefSeq names its product arf-GAP with dual PH domain-containing protein 1. The transcript is spliced from 6 exons. Lineage: Eukaryota; Metazoa; Arthropoda; Insecta; Hymenoptera; Pteromalidae. Bases 104 to 1261 code for a protein of 385 amino acids. Gene Ontology annotation, biological process: positive regulation of GTPase activity. The record is from RefSeq and is a predicted model, not a curated record. Gene Ontology annotation, molecular function: phosphatidylinositol bisphosphate binding; GTPase activator activity. Gene Ontology annotation, cellular component: plasma membrane; intracellular membrane-bounded organelle.